Messenger RNA from Canis lupus familiaris (dog), 2836 nucleotides. It is a transcript of the gene IL22RA1, whose product is annotated as interleukin 22 receptor subunit alpha 1. NCBI's taxonomy places the organism in Eukaryota, Metazoa, Chordata, Mammalia, Carnivora, Canidae. Gene Ontology annotation, molecular function: protein binding. The record is from RefSeq and is a predicted model, not a curated record.
GCCGGGUGGAGCCCCGCCGCUGCCUGCCCGGCCGCAAAGCUUCCCAGCCCCUCCAUCUGUGCUCAGCCCCGGGGAGGACAAAAGGGGGCUCUGAGCCCGGCCCCAUGAGGACGCUACUGACCAUCCUGGCGGUGGGAUCCCUGGCCGCUCACAUUGCUGAGGACACCUCGGAUCUUCUUCAGUACGUAAAAUUCCAGUCCAGCAACUUCGAAAACAUCCUGACGUGGGACAGUGGCCUGGAGAGCGCCCCAGACGUGGUCUACAGUGUUGAGUAUAAAACGUACGGAAAGAAAGAGUGGCUGGCAAAGGAGGGCUGCCAGAGGAUCACCCGGAAAUCCUGCAACCUGACCACCGAGACGGGCAACCACACGGAGCACUACUACGCCCGGGUAACUGCCGUCAGCGCGGGAGGCCGCUCAGCCACCAAGAUGACCGACCGGUUCAGCUCGAUGCAACAAACUACCAUCAAACCACCCGAUGUGACCUGUAUUCCCAAGGUGAGAUCCAUCCAGAUGAUUGUCCAUCCCACCUCCACACCUAUCCACGCAGAGGAUGGCCACCUGCUAACCCUGGAGGACAUCUUCCAGGACCUAUUCUACCGCUUAGAGCUCCAGGUCAACCACACCUACCAAAUGCACCUUGGAGGGAAGCAGAGAGACUACGAGUUCAUUGGCCUGAGCCCUGACACAGAGUUCCUUGGGACCAUCACCAUUUCUGUUCCAAACUUUUUCAAAGAGAGCGCCCCCUACGUGUGCCGAGUGAAGACACUGCCAGAUCGGACAUGGACAUACUCCUUCUCUGGUGCCUUCCUGUUCUCCAUGGGCUUCCUCGUCGCGGGGCUCUGCUACCUAAGCUACAGAUAUGUCACCAAGUUGCCUCGGCCUCCCAACUCCCUGAACGUCCAGCGAGUACUGACCUUCCAGCCUCUGCGGUUCAUUCAGGAGCACGUACUGAUCCCUGUCUUGGACCUGAGCAGCUCCGGCAGUCUGGCCCAGCCUGUCCAGUAUUCCCAAGUCAAGGUCUCCGGGCCCAGGGAGCGCCCAGGAGCCUCCCCACUGCACAGCCUGUCUGAGAUGGCCUAUCUCGGGCAGCCAGACAUCUCCAUCCUCCGGCCCAGAGUGCCGCCUCGCCAGACGCUCUCCCCACUGUCCUAUGCAUCCCAGGCUGCCUCUGAGGUCAGGCCCCCCUCCUAUGCACCUCAAGUAACCCACGAAACUAAGCUUCCAUUCUACACUGAGCAAGCCAUGUCUGAGGUCCAGCCUGCUUCCUACACCCCUCAGACCACUCCAGACAGCUGGCCUUCUUCCUAUGGGACGUGCGUGGAAGGCUUUGGCAAAGACUCCCCACCUGUGACUCUUUCUAGGUCCAAACACCUCAGGACUAAAGGUCAGCUCCAGAAAGAGGCACAAGCUGGGAACUAUAUCCCAGAUGGCCUUUCUCUGCAAGGGGUGACCUCCUUGGAUAGGGAGGCCCCCCAAGAAGCAAAUUUCUUCCACCAGCAUCUGGGAGUUCACACGGACAGAGUACCUGACCCCAGUGUGCGACACAAAGGGACACCAUCGUACCUAAAGGGCCAGCUUCCCCUCCUCUCCUCUGUCCAGCUCGAGGGCUGCCCGAUAUCCCUCCCUUUACACACUCCUUCCCUCCCAUGUUCCCCCAUAGACCAGGAACCAAGUCCCUGGGGCCUGCUGGAGUCUCUCGUGUGUCCCAAGGAUGAGGGUCUCAUGUCUGAGAUGGAGGCCCAGAGCCCAGCCUCUCAGACCUCAGACCUGGAGCAGCCCACAGAACUGGACUCUCUCUUCAGAGGCCUGGCCCUGACGGUGCAGUGGGAGGCCUGAGCAGAGGACAGGGCAGGCCUGGCGCUUCCUCCCUGUCCCCACCCAACCUCACGUGGUUGGCCAUUGCUCCCACACCCAGCCUUGCCGCACACUCUGCAGCCCAGCCUCAGGGGGCUGCCCUUGAAAGAACCGAAGGAAAGAGGGACAUAGGGCCUCUGCCAUGGCUGGGCUGUGGUUGGAGCAAAGAAGUUGGGCAUGAUGAGGACUCCGGCCAGAGGAGCCCCGGGUACGCAUCUUGCACAAAUGAGCAUGUGCAAGCAGAGCUCUGCAGGGCAGGAGGGGACGGGCAGAGCGUGGGGAGCCGAGGCAGAGAGACUUCAUGGAGAUCCGGGCCCCAGCUCCGAAGAUGCUGAAUGCAAAAUUCCCUACCCCACUCCUGGCCAGUUUCAUAAUCUAAUUCGACAGAGGGUGACGUCCUCUCUGGUCCCCUACCCUGAGAAACGGAGCCUGGAAAGGAUGCCUCACAGCAGGCUGGGCAGCACCAGGACAAGCUGCACUUCUGGCCAAAGCCAGAGGCAGCCCGAUGGCGAGACUCCAGGGAGGAGUGCGGCCUGGGGCUCAUUCCCAACCAAGCCGCUUGCUGGAAAUCGCACCAUCUCGACUUGGUCCCUCUGCUAGAGUCUUUACACCAGGUGAAAUGCAGGUCCACCAGUGAGGGAGCACACACAAGCCUCUUCUGCCGGCAGAAGUUGCAGACCCUCUCCUGAGAGCAGGGUUCAUAAGGAACGUGGGGCCACGUGGCUCCCGACGCCGACACAAUGGCAAAGUGCACGCACUUCACAGCUUAGAAGACUGAGCCGUGGGUUCAGCUCAUCUGGGUUCAAAUUCCCGCCUUACCACUUACCAGCAAAUGAAUCACUGCUCAAAACCUCAGUUUCUUCAUCUGUAAAAUGGGGAUAGUGACGCCUGCUUCAAGGGGAUGUGGUGAGGAUGACAUUCAUAAUGUCUAUAAAGUACUUAACAGUGCCUGGCACGUGCUCAGUGUCGGAUCAACGGUA